Molecule: messenger RNA, 1065 nt
Organism: Abrus precatorius (Indian licorice)
Lineage: Eukaryota; Viridiplantae; Streptophyta; Magnoliopsida; Fabales; Fabaceae
Product: phytochrome A-associated F-box protein
Exons: 1
Coding region: 57-740 (227 amino acids)
Molecular function (GO): protein binding
Source: RefSeq, a predicted model, not a curated record
GUAUAUCUAAAGAGUGAAGAUUCAAUUCCAGUUGUCACCGAUUAACAAACCCCAUCAUGGAAGAAACCGUUUUCUCAUCUCUCACCGACGACACCGUGCUCGCCAUUUUCGCAAAGCUAGAGGACGAUCCUAGACACUGGGCUCGCCUCGCCUGCGUCUGCACCAGAUUCUCCUCCCUCGUCCGUCACAUCUGCUGGAAAAACAAAUGUUCCCAAACCUACCCUUCACUCCUCUCCGAUCUCCUCUCCGAUUCCCCUUCCCCGCCGGAAACAUGGACCUCCCUCCUCAAGCUCGCCGUCUGCUGCCCCGGCCUCCGCCACGCCGGCGUCCCCGCUGCCCAACCCUCGUGCGGCUCGCAUUUGGCUUGCGGGAAUCUGAAUCUGAGCAGGGAGCAAGGGUGCAAACUGUUGGCACGACAGUUCCGUGAUGAUUGGUUGUAUGUAUGCUAUUGGCCUGGGUGCGUCCACGUGGAGGAGAAGAGGAGUUACAGGCUCUUCAGAGGGGUUUUCAAGAACUUUAAGGGAAGUGGGGUUUGGAGAAGCAUCAACGAUGGGAAGCGGAGCAAGGUUGAUAUUGGGUGUGCUUUUUGCACUUGCACGCAGACUUGGGGUCUUCACUCUGCGUUUUGUCUUAGACGAGGUUUCGGGUACCAUGAUGAUGGUGAGCCUGUUGUUCGAGCUUAUGUUUGUGAAAAUGGUCAUGUCUCUGGGGCUUGGACAGAUGUUCCCAUGUUCUCUUAAUCGCUUCCCUUCUCAUGUGCUGCUUCUGUUUGCUUUAAUGACUCACUCACUCACUCAUAUACAAUUCAUAGCUUUACCAUCCCCUCUUUCUUUUUGAUUCUGUAUUUUAUGGUUUUGUUCCGAUUGAAAUGUUGAGGCUUUAAUUGAAUCGGUGCAAAGAUCUCAGAAUGUGUUGUUUAUUGCAUUUAAUUCUUCGCCCGUGUGUACGGCAUUCUACUGCUUUAUGUGUGUGUGUUUUUAUUUAGGUUAACUGUGUUUUGAUUUUGUAACUUUGUUAUGUAUUUAUUGUUCGAGAUCCUUCAAUAGCGAUUCCUGAAAACAUGUC